This is a messenger RNA of Symbiodinium necroappetens, 1656 nucleotides long. The record is from the annotation of a GenBank genome assembly. NCBI's taxonomy places the organism in Eukaryota, Dinophyceae, Suessiales, Symbiodiniaceae.
AUGAGCCAUGGCUUUACAGAGAUGGCACCUAGAAGACUCGGACUCCGGAGGAGACUGGCUCUUCUUCUCCUGGUGCAGGCCUCGGCUAGCAAUCAAUUUCGAGGUCUACAAGCUGCCACCUCGACGACGUUUACAACAACCAGAACUGUCGAUCCCUGUCCAUCUGCGGCCACCGCAUGCGAAUGUGCGGCUGGAGAAAUUUGCGUCUGGAAGCCAUAUGCACAGGGAGGAGGCGUAUGCGAGAACGUCGGCACCAAGGGGCACAUUGACUGUUUCCUAUGUGCACAGCAGGCGCAUUGUGCCACAAUAACCUGCCCCGGCAUUGCCAGUCCCUGCUCAUGCGCAGCGUCUGCUGGUUGCGCAUGGGAUGACGUGGCAAGCGGAUGUGUGAGCUCCCUGCUCUCCUCCACCUCCUGCACUGCCUGCCCGACACAAGCAGGAUGUGAUGUUGACCCGCCGCUUCUUGCAAGCUACUACCCACAGAGGGGAGGCUCACACAGCAGCGGUGCCGACCUCCGAGUUGUCCUGCGCUUCACCAAGAACGUGAAAUGGUGCAGCGGCUCUUCCAUGACCGACGCUGUGAGCUUCUGGUGUGCUGGAAGUGUCAACGAGCAGAGCGUUCCUCGAACGCACAUGCAGAUAUCAUCUGGGGCUUUGACGAUCGACAUGUCCUGGUACCUGUCCACUGUGCAGCUGGAGUCUGCGAGGACUUGCGGGAUCUCGAUUCUGUCGACUGCGAUUUGUGACGAGGACGAGAUUCCGUUUGCCGGUCUGGAAAGGCAGGACUACAGUUUUGAGCUGUUGGAUACGAACCCUCCGAUUCUCAUCGACUUCGACCCGAACGGCUUGUCGGUUGCCGUUCCGUUGGACGGCUCCGUGAAUCUCCUGUGGAAUGAGCCUGUGAUGCUGCCGGUGGGGGGCGAUCUGCAGGCCAUCUUGAGCCGACUGGAGGUGGAUAGCACUGGGGCCACGAGCGCGGUGCAAUCGGUGCCGAUUGACCUCAAGGUGCCAUCGGCUGAGAUCAUCUCGUCCUCGCUGCUGCGCAUCCACCUGGACACCCUGCUCAGGGCUGGGAAGACCUACACGCUGGAGUUGCCGGCCGGUGCAGUCACAGACUUUGCCGGAAACCCUUGUGCAGAUCUCCCUGCCCAAGCUUACAACUUCCGAGCUGCAACUGGUGGAGAUGUGGUGGUUACACAGGGGUCGACCAGCAGCACCGCGGUGGGAGUUGUGAUUUUAAUUGUUUCCCUGGCGGUGUUUUGCACGCUGGCUGGUGGCAUCGGAACUGUGAAGCUCUGGCGAUCCCACGCCAGCAAAUUGAAAGCUUACCUCCCGACAGAGGGAGCAGUAAGAAGAAAGCCUGUGAAAUCGGCUCCAAUCAGCAUGACGGUGCCGGAGACGAGCAAGCCGGCUUCGUACGAGAGCACCUCUGCCUCUCCAUUCGCAGAAGAGAAAGCACGUGCAGAGUCGGCCUAUAGAUCAGCAGCUGCUGCGGCAGAGCGGCUCGGGAAAGAUGCUCCCAGCAACCCGAGCAACUCGAGCACGGAAGCCAAGACCUCUGCGACCGCCGGUGGUACCUGGGCCCAACGGCCGAGCAGCAAAGCCGGGCCUUCUCCCAAAGUUCAUCCCGGUCGAGACGGGUUUCUCGGAGACUAA